AUGAAUCAACCCGGUUGUUUGCCUGUGACAGCCAAAAUGCAAAGCAAAGCAAAGAAAGUGUUGGACGAAGCCCGUGAGACGAAGAAUCGCGAAAUAGAUCUGGUGGACCGUAAUAUUUCCAACUUCGAGGAAUUACCUGGAUUGCUAAAUAUGGUGUUUGUGACGAGAAUAACGCUGAGCCACAACAAACUAAAGAGUGUUCCGCCCGGCAUAGCGAACCUGAUAAACCUGGAAAUUUUGAACCUGUCCAACAACCAAAUCGUCGAACUGCCGCUGUCUUUAUCGUCGAUGCCGAAACUCCGAAUUUUGAACUGCUCCAUCAACAAGCUCGACACGUUGCCCCGGGGAUUUGGAGCGUUUCCGGUGCUAGAGGUGUUGGAUCUUUCGUACAACAACUUGAAGGAGAGCGUUCUGCCAGGAAAUUUCUUCAUGAUGGAUUCGCUUCGUGCUCUCUAUCUCGGCGACAACGAGUUUGAGUAUUUGCCGCCGGAGAUAAAAAACCUGAAAAACCUGCAAAUCCUUGGUCUGCGCGAUAAUGAUCUGCUGGAGUUACCGCGUGAAAUUGGGGAACUGACGCGCAUCCGUGAGCUGCACAUUCAGAACAAUCGGCUGAGCUUGCUGCCCCCGGAGGUCGCCAAUCUAGACAUGCCGGGACCGAAGUCGGUGCUGAAGAUGGAGGAAAACCCGUGGGUGACGGCUAUUGCGGAACAGUAUCUGGUCGGAAUCAGCCAUGUCUUGGAGUACAUCAAGACCGAGGCGUACAGGAUCCUCUACAAUCGCCAUACGUCGGGCAGCAAAUCUUCGGGCAACAUUCCGCCAAAAUCGGACAAAUCCAAAAAGGCUUCCAGGGCUCGCUCUUAAGGAUGCCGGUUCGCGAAAGUCUCCGGUGACCAAAUGUUAUCUAUGUGCCUUCUCCAUCCAUCCUUCCAUCCACGACGGAAUGCUGUUUCUUUGUCUUAACCGUCCUGUGAGGGGAUCGCAGCCAAGUAUCGUUUCGGACAGAAUUUCUCAGUGCGAGGAAUUCUUUGUGAAGUGAUGUUCUGCGACGAAGGUUUAAUGUUUGUACUAAUCUUACUAAACGCCUGGCAAAUUCUGCAUAUGGCCGGUUCAGUCGUGCAGCUGUAGCUUUGCACAUAGUUUUAAACUAAUUUAAUUAACUUUGACUUAGCGUGCCAAGAAGGACACAGAUUGUGUGUGCGAUGCACAACAACGUUUUCUUCCGCCUUCGAUCCGUCAGUGCCUUUAAUUGCUAACAUCCAGCGUGGCAAAGUGACUAGCAAAGAAAUGCAAUUAAAACCGGUAAUAAAAUGGA
This is a messenger RNA of Anopheles bellator, 1312 nucleotides long. RefSeq names its product ras suppressor protein 1-like. The coding region runs from base 1 to 861 and encodes 286 amino acids. The transcript is spliced from 6 exons. The record is from RefSeq and is a predicted model, not a curated record. Gene Ontology annotation, molecular function: protein binding. Lineage: Eukaryota; Metazoa; Arthropoda; Insecta; Diptera; Culicidae.